UGGAGGAGACGACAGCUCUCUUCAUCAUGUGCGAGGAGGUACAGGCGACCGUGCAGAAACCCACGCAGAGCCUGAGGCACAGCAAGGAGGAGCUGAACAGGCUCAACCAGGCCAUCCAGCGGCUGACUGCGGAGGUGGACAGUGCUAAGAGUCAGCCCUGUGAACUAGACAGAGGCACGGAGCCACGGGCUCUGCCGGAGGAGGGUGCCUCAGACAGCGCCCAGGGCAAGCUGGCCUGGCUGGAGGCUGCCCUGCAGAGAGCCAAGCACGACAUGGUCCGCCAGCUGCGUGAGUACCAGGAUCUCAUGAUCGUCAAGCUGGGCCUGGACUUUGAGAUUGCCACCUACCGCAAGCUGCUGGAGGGCGAGGAGAGCAGGCUUGGUCUGGGAUUCGGGGCAGGGAGCUUCUCCACUGUCUUCUCAGCGCUGGGCAACGCUUCCACUUGCGGACUCGGCUCAGCCUCGGGCCCCGCCCGCCCGCUGCCUCCCGGAGCGGAUUCCGGCGCCCUACGGACGGGCGCCCCUGGCGGCGGCUGCGCGCUCUGCGGCUCCCUCGCCUGCCUCGGCGGUUUAGGCUGCCGCGGCACCCGCGGAUGCUGAACGUUUCUGCCCAGCUGUGGAGAAGUCAAAGACCCCUAGCUCCUGCCCCCAAGGACUUGACCCUGUGCCUCAGACGCCCCCUCCUACGGAACUGGACCUCACUUCAUCUUUCCAUCAUGGUCACUCCCCAG
Molecule: messenger RNA, 730 nt
Organism: Lontra canadensis (Northern American river otter)
Lineage: Eukaryota; Metazoa; Chordata; Mammalia; Carnivora; Mustelidae
Product: keratin, type II cuticular Hb5-like
Exons: 5
Coding region: 27-599 (190 amino acids)
Biological process (GO): intermediate filament organization; keratinization
Cellular component (GO): keratin filament
Molecular function (GO): structural constituent of skin epidermis
Source: RefSeq, a predicted model, not a curated record